GGGCUGGGAACUGUGGACGAAGGCGACUCGCUGGACGGGCCGGAGUACGAAGAGGAGGAGGUGGCCAUCCCGCUCAAUGCGCCCCCCACCAACCAGUGGUAUCAUGGAAAACUUGACAGAACAAUUGCAGAAGAACGUCUUCGGCAAGCGGGAAAACCUGGAAGUUACCUUAUUCGAGAGAGUGAUCGGAGACCAGGUUCAUUUGUGCUUUCAUUCCUUAGUAAAACAAAUGUCAAUCAUUUUAGGAUUAUUGCCAUGUGUGGAGACUAUUACAUUGGUGGACGUCGUUUUGCUUCACUUUCCGACCUAAUCGGUUAUUACAGUCAUGUGUCCUGUUUGCUGAAGGGCGAAAAGCUUUUAUUUCCAGUAGCACCUCCAGAGCCUGUGGAGGAUAGAAGGAGAGUUCGAGCAAUUUUACCUUACACCAAAGUGCCAGAAACUGAUGAAAUAAGUUUCCUUAAAGGAGACAUGUUUAUUGUCCAUAACGAAUUGGAAGACGGCUGGAUGUGGGUUACAAACCUACGGACAGAUGAGCAAGGUCUUAUUGUGGAAGACCUGGUAGAAGAAGUGGGAAGAGAAGAAGAUCCACAUGAAGGCAAAAUAUGGUUCCAUGGGAAGAUCUCCAAACAAGAGGCUUACAAUUUGCUGAUGACAGUUGGUCAGGUGUGCAGUUUUCUUGUGAGGCCUUCAGAUAAUACACCUGGUGAUUAUUCACUUUAUUUUCGGACCAGUGAAAAUAUUCAGCGUUUUAAAAUAUGUCCAACAUCAAACAAUCAGUUUAUGAUGGGAGGCAGAUACUACAAUAGUAUUGGUGACAUCAUUGAGCACUAUAGAAAAGAACAGAUUGUUGAAGGAUAUUACCUUAAAGAUCCUGUUCCAACGCAGCACCAAGAACAAGUGCUUAAUGAUACAGUGGAUGGAAAAGAAAUCUACAAUACAAUUCGUCGGAAAACAAAGGAUGCCUUUUAUAAAAAUAUUGUCAAAAAAGGUUAUCUUCUGAAAAAAAGUAAAGGAAAGAGAUGGAAAAACUUGUACUUUAUAUUAGAGGGAAAUGAUGCCCAGCUUAUUUAUUUUGAAAGUGAAAAACGAGCCACAAAACCCAAAGGACUAAUAGACCUUAGCGUGUGUUCCGUCUAUGGAGUACAUGACAGUUUGUUUGGCAGGCCAAACUGUUUUCAGAUAGUAGUUCAGCACUUUAGUGAAGAGCAUUACAUCUUUUACUUUGCAGGCGAAACUCCAGAACAAGCACAGGACUGGAUGAAAGCUCUGCAGAUGUUCUGCAGUUUAAGAAAAACCAGUCCAGGAACAUCAAAUAAACGUCUGCGUCAGGUCAGCAGUCUUAUUCUGCAUGUAGAAGAAGCUCAUACGCUCCCAGUAAAGCAUUUUACUAAUCCAUACUGUAACAUCUACCUGAACAGUGUCCAGGUAGCCAAAACACACAUCAGGGAAGGGCAGAACCCUGUGUGGUCAGAAGAAUUUGUCUUUGACGAUCUUUCAGCUGAUAUUAAUAGAUUUGAGAUAAGUCUUAGUAACAAAACAAAGAAAAGUAAAGAUCCAGAUAUAUUGUUUAUGCGUUGCCAAUUAAGCCGAUUACAAAAAGGACAUGCAACAGAUGAGUGGUUUCAGCUCAGUUCCCAUGUACCAUUAAAGGGUAUUGAGCCAGGAUCUUUGCGUGUUCGAGCACGAUACUCUAUGGAGAAGAUCAUGCCAGAAGAGGAGUACAAUGAGUUUAAAGAGCUUAUACUCCAGAAGGAACUUCAUGUAGUCUAUGCCUUAUCACACGUUUGUGGACAGGAUAGAACACUGUUGGCUGGCAUUUUAUUGAAGAUUUUUCUUCAUGAAAAGCUUGAGUCAUUGUUGUUACGGACGCUGAAUGACAGGGAGAUAAGCAUGGAAGAUGAAGCUACUACCUUGUUUCGUGCCACAACAUUAGCAAGUACACUUAUGGAGCAGUACAUGAAAGCCACAGCAACAACUUUUGUUCACCAUGCACUGAAAGAUUCUAUAUUGAAGAUAAUGGAGAGCAAGCAGUCCUGUGAGUUAAAUCCAUCAAAGUUAGAAAAAAAUGAAGAUGUAAACACUAACUUGGCACAUCUACUUAGUAUACUUUCAGAAUUGGUGGAGAAAAUAUUCAUGGCUGCAGAGAUACUGCCUCCGACAUUGAGGUAUAUUUAUGGGUGCCUACAGAAGUCUGUUCAAAACAAGUGGCCAGCUAAUACCACCAUGAGAACCAGAGUUGUUAGUGGCUUUGUUUUUCUUCGACUGAUUUGUCCUGCUAUCCUGAAUCCAAGGAUGUUUAAUAUCAUCUCAGAUUCUCCUUCCCCCACUGCUGCAAGAACACUGACGCUGGUCGCCAAGUCUGUGCAGAAUUUAGCAAAUCUGGUUGAAUUUGGAGCUAAG
Messenger RNA from Nestor notabilis (Kea), 2400 nucleotides. RefSeq names its product RAS p21 protein activator (GTPase activating protein) 1 (gene RASA1). The record is from RefSeq and is a predicted model, not a curated record. The annotation marks the transcript as partial. The transcript is spliced from 22 exons. Lineage: Eukaryota; Metazoa; Chordata; Aves; Psittaciformes; Psittacidae. Gene Ontology annotation, molecular function: protein binding. Gene Ontology annotation, biological process: regulation of GTPase activity.